AAUAGCCACUUCAGCUUCAAGAUCGCUACGGUCUGGAUUCAUGGCAUUUCCUGUCAGUGUAAACAGACAGUCGGCUGACAUGGCUUCACUUACAAUGCACGACUGCCAUUGAGUAAACAAAAGGACAUCUAACGAAGCUUUCUCCAUGAAAGAGCCCUUCUUCACUGCAGAUGCAUGCUGCGGUGGGUUAACGUGCUGAUGUUAGCAAGCUAACAUGGACCUUGGAUCAAUGCUCUACAACAGUUUGAAAGAUGUAAAAUGGAGUACGACGACACUACCCUUGGAUAGACUUGUUAGUGCCUACAGACUGCUGCAGAUUGUAAAGCUGGACAGCGUGGAAUCGGUGGAAGGGCUGAGAGAAAAUGACUACCUCUUGAUUCAUUCAUGCCGGCAAUGGACCACAAUUACCGCCCAUAGCCUAGAGGAGGGCCAUUAUGUCAUCGGACCGAAAAUCGAGAUCCCUGUCCAUUAUGAGGGCCAGUUUAAGCUGCUGGAGCAGGACAGGGACAUUAAGGAGUCAGUCCAGUACUUAAACAGCAUGGAGGAGGUGGCCAAAGCAUUCCCUGAGCGAGUUUAUGUCAUGGAGGAAAUAACCUUCAAUGUCAAGAUGGCAUCAGGAGAAUCCAAUGAGGACACGGAAGUGUACAACAUCACGCUGAGCACUGGGGAUGAGCUGACACUAAUGGGCCAGGCUGAGAUCCUCUAUGCCAAAACAUCACGAGAAAAGUCACGCUUCAACACAAUCUUCAAACGCAUCGGCAAGCUCAACUCCAUCAGUAAGCUUGGUCGCGGAAAGAUGCCCUGCCUUAUCUGCAUGAACCACCACACCAACGAGAGCAUCAGCCUGCCUUUCCAGUGCCGUGGUCGCUUCAGUACCUGCUCCCCACUGGAGCUACAGAUGCAAGAAGGAGAACACACUAUUCGUACGAUUGUGGAGAAGACCAGGUUACCUGUGAAUGCCAUGGUGCCCAGCAGCCCGCCACGUAAUCCGCAUGACCUCCAUUUGAUCCGUGAAGGCCACAGAUACAAGCUGGUCAACAUCCAGACCAAGACAGUGGUGGUGUGUUGUGCAUCACUUUCGAACAAAAUACUGCCAGUGCACUUCCCUUGGCACGUGUCCACAGCACUGCCUCAUUUACUGGUGCCUGAAGGGCUGCUUCAAGGAGAAGCCUGGCUGGAGACAGUGGUCCACCGCUGGUUUGCUUACUGCCAGGAGCAGUUUGACAUUGAUGACUACUCUAGGGCAGUCUGUGAUGUGCGGGUGGAUUGGAUUGAGGAUGGCAAAAGCCCGAAAAAAAUUAGUGCAGGUGGAACAGGAAGUGGGAAUGCCAUCUGCAACAGCAGUGGAAGCGAUGGCUGCCCCUCACACAUGCAUUUGCCAAGUUCUCUAAGCUCAGCCAGAGAUGAGCUCACACAGUCAUUUCAUCGCCUGUCUGUCUGUGUCUACGGUAACAAUCUCCAUGGGAACAGCGAGGUGAAUCUUCAGGGCUGCGUUAGCUUAUGUAGAGAUUGUGUGCCAGCAGAACCUCCGGAUGCAGAUUAUUUGUUCCCUGAGCUGCAGGAGAGUUCUUCUGGCUCCCUUAAACCAGACGUGCCGUACGAGGAACUUUGGUUGGAUCAUGUUAAGAACCCUGUGGGGGUCCAAAAUUCGACUGUCUCUGGCUGUACGACUGUACUGCCAUAUCCCACAGCAGGCCCCACAAGCGCCUCGCUUGGUGCAGAUGUCAAUCUACCUCCACCUCCGGUGCCUCCAAAGUCUGAAGCUGUGAAGGAGGAGUGCCGGUUGUUGAACGCUCCACCGAUUCCACCGUGGAGCUCCAAGCAGGCAGGUUCAAGCAGUGCCACAGUGCCAUACCCUCCUGCCAAGCCACGUCAGACAGAAACCGGCUCCCCAAGCCCAACACUAUCCUAUUAUUUAUCCGGCUUACACAACAAUUUGUUUGACUUCAACAAGCGAGCGAAUGGUGACGGGGGCGGUGCGGCCUCCAAGGCUCAACAGGUUUCCCAGUCUGCCCAGUUUUGCACCAAAUCCACCAGCUACACCAUGGAAGUGUGCAGAGACAAAUCCACAGAGGAAUGUAACACUAAGCAAAACCAGUCCUGCCCUGUCUUGUCUCCAAGAACCCUAAAUGUAACGAUACAAAGAAAGAUGCAGAUCCCCACUACUACAGCCACAGCCGAUGUGGAUGCUCUGGAACUGGAGUCCAACAGCUGCUCGCUCGAUCGACCGCAUCACGGCACUACAGAUGUGUUUUCCAUUUCGUAUCCUGUAGCUACAGGGUUGUCUUGGCAACCACCAAGCAAUCUAUCAGCUAACGGAGGAGAUUUUGUCAGAAGACUUUAAGCUAAGCA
Cyprinus carpio (common carp) is the source of this 2352-nucleotide messenger RNA. RefSeq names its product GRB2-associated and regulator of MAPK protein 1-like. Gene Ontology annotation, biological process: epidermal growth factor receptor signaling pathway; cellular response to epidermal growth factor stimulus. Lineage: Eukaryota; Metazoa; Chordata; Actinopteri; Cypriniformes; Cyprinidae. The record is from RefSeq and is a predicted model, not a curated record. Gene Ontology annotation, molecular function: proline-rich region binding.